UUCAUUUAUAUACUUCAAACUGAUGGCGCGAAGAAAAUCGCAUCCAAAUCGUAAUGGGGAUCGGCCUUCGAAAUCUCGAAAAACUAUCAAAGGUUGUUCCUCAGAUACUGUAAUACCUGAAGCCAUUCUCAAGUUAAAUCAGCGCCUCUCAACUUAUGAUUAUUUUAUUAAGAUUGACACCAAGCUGGAUUCACAAAGUCAUGAAUUUAAGCUGGGAACUUUCAAUAUUGCUCUUUCAAGUGAGGCAGAAGUUGAAAUGUUAAAAUCCUGCCUAGUUUUCUACCUUUAUUGCAAAGAAAGUUCCUCUAGUGCCAUUUUGUAUUGUGAAGAUUUUAUUGCAGAUAUUGAAAGGGAUGAACCAUUUUCUACUGAGUGUCUAUCAAAUGCAGAUUCAGAUUUCAUGAUGAAUUUGCACAUAGCUAAUUUCAACCUUCACUUUCCUUCAGUGACCUCUAAAAGUCUGGAUGUUGAUGUGUAUAUCAACCCUAAGAUGAUCGUCGAUCUGAGUUAUGCUGUGAGUGGCUACUGUCGUAGAACAUUGUACAGAAAAAGCAUUCAGCAGGUCACAUCCUUUUUUACAGGAAUUGAAACUGAAGACUAUGAGGGAUGUGAAGCAAUGUUAGGGGAUAGCAGCUGUUGGAAGUUAUACCAGGGUCAUCAGAAUGGUUACAACCCAGAGAAUGACCAUGUUGAAGUUUCUCAUGAACUCCUGCGUCCAAAGCUGAGGAAGUAUCAAAGUCAAGCUGUUGAUUGGAUGCUGAAGAAAGAACAAGCCAGCACAGAGGUUGAAGCGAAAUUGCAUAUCCUAUUUACGGAGCUUACUUUGAAUGAAAAUAAAAAAAUAUUUUAUCUUAAAUGUGAUGGUUGUUUUGUCAGAGAAAGAUAUGUGUCUCAGCUGCCAUGUAGAGGAGGAAUUUUAGCUGAUCAAAUGGGGUUGGGUAAAACUGUGGAAGUUCUUGCUUGUAUUUUGCUGCAUCCAUAUGCCAAACAACUUCCUAUUAAUAAUAUGGUAUUCAAAGAGGAAGCAGCUUCUAUAGAAUGUGAUGAACACAAUUUGUGUGAAAAGGAAACUUCUUCUAAUAAUACAUUGCAUGAAGAAGACUCAGCAGAGAAGUUAACAAAUUUUUUUGGAUGUGUCUGUGGAAAGAUAUAUUAUGAUGAAUUUGAAGACACUGAAGUUCAAUGUCAAAGUUGUGGCAUUUUGCAACAUGAAACUUGUGUGUUGGCAUACCCAUUAGAUUUUCCUGAAAACUACAUCUGUCCAUUCUGUGUCAUUGAAAAGACUAAAAAAGAACCUAUCAAAUCAUCUGCAACAUUAAUUGUUUCGCCUGAAGCAAUUUUAUACCAGUGGGAAGAAGAGAUCGAGAAACAUAUUAUUUCUGACAAUCUUAAAGUAUUUAUGUAUCAUGGAGUGAAACAUCACAAAUUUAUUGAUCCUACAUUCUGGGCUGAUUAUGACAUUGUUUUGACUUCAUAUGAGACAUUUAGGAAAGAAUGUGCUCGAUUAAAUAUUGCACAUGGUGAAAAGGGUCACUCAUUUCGUCACCAAAAGAAGUUUAUCUCUUUACCGACUCCUUUGACAGCUAUAGAAUGGUGGCGUAUCAUUCUUGAUGAAGCUCAGCGAGUUGAAAAUGCUUGUAAAGCAUCUGAAGUUGCUUUGGAAUUAAGAGCUAUUAAUAGGUGGUGUGUUUCUGGCACACCAAUACAAACAAGUGUUCAAGAUAUAUAUGGCUUACUUGAAUUUUUAUGUGUUGAUCCUUUUUAUGUGAAAAAGUGGUGGAAAAAUUUGCUUUACACACCAUUUAUUUAUGGAAAAUCUGAUGCACUACUUUCUGUUUUGAAUGAAAUUAUGUGGAUGAGCAGGAAAAAGACUGUUUGGGCUCAGCUGGGAAUACCAAUGAUUUCAACAAAUAUCAAUGAACUUGACUUUUCUGCUGUAGAAAGGAUAUAUUAUGACAAACAAAUUGAGUGGCGGAGGAGCCAGUUUUUGGAACGCAUAAAGAAACAUGGUUGUGAAAAAGAAAAACUUAGCUUAUUGAACAGAGCAACAACAGCUGAGAUUAUGCUUCCACUGAGAAUUCUUCGAGAGGCUUGUGAUCAUUUCCAUUUAGUAAGAAGUGGCUAUUCCCUUCAAAGGAAUACUACGAUGACUAUGCCAGAACUGAUGAAAUAUUUACUCAACUGUGCUUCAUAUGAUUGUGAGGAAGCUCAAAGAAAACUAUUGAUGUCUAUGAAUGGUUUAGCUGCUACUUAUUUUUUCAAAGAUGAAUAUAGACUUUCUUGUGAAAUGUAUCAAAGUGCAAUUGGAACUAUUGAAGAUAAUAAAGAAAAUGUAAGAGUUGAUUUAUGCCAAAAGAUUCAUAUACUUCACAAUUAUGCUAGAGUCCUUGAACACUGGGAGAAAGCAGAAUCCAAUGAUGGACCUGAGAGACAACAGUUUCUUACGUUGUACAAUGUUGAUGUGAAAGCAUUGAACGGACAAGCUUCAGCUCUUGCCACAGAGUAUGGGAGCAAAUGCCAAAUAGAGGUAACGAAAUGUAGGGAGAGCUGGUCAUUAGUUUCUGCCGAACUGGAAACUGCAAUGUUUUGUGAAAAGCCUGGAAAAAAUGUUCCAUGGUGGACAAAAUUAUUACAGAGCAAAAUAGUAGCUAAUUGGGAUACCAUUCUUGGUAAUGUUCAAUUUAUGUUGGAAAAUGCUGCUGGUGCUAGUUUUGUCAAAAGACAGACAGUGGCUCAUAUGUUUAGAGAUCCUCAAGGUUUGCUGUAUGUAUUACUUAAGCUAUCAGAUGAACUCUAUGAAGCCCAUACCACUUUAGUGACAGAAAUUAGAAAAAUUGAUGAUGUGCCUUCUACAACAAAUUUGAAGGAAGCAAUAUCUUGUCAUUUGCGUCCUACACCUGAUGAAAAUGUGAAAUGUGUGUACUGUAAAAUCGAAAAGUUUUUGACUGAAUAUGAAAGUAAGCUGUAUCGUAUAGAAACAAAAGAACUUGUUAGGCCUACUGAAAGUGAUGAACCUACUUCCUUUCAAACAUAUAAACAAGGAACACAUGCUGAUAGUGAAUUUGAAGUCAUACUAAGGGCCUUGCAUACUUACUGUGCGCGAAAUUUUGAAUUUUCAAAUCUGGUGCAGGAUGGAGCUGAUGAACUUAAGUGUCUUGCAACUAUGAAAAAGGAGUAUAAGCUGAUUCAGAAUCUGUGGCUUAAACUGUGUGACUUUGUUGCUGCUAUGGACGAAAUUGAAAUGGCCAAAACACCAUUACGUAUAAUGCAUGAUCAUGAAGAAUUUCCACCAGCAAAUUCUACUGCAGCAAAAUAUUGCAUAAAACUUUCCCAGCUUCAAUCAUCCCAUUUAUCAUUUGAGAGUGAGGUUGUGAGUGCAAGACAGGAGUUAAGAAAUAAGUUGGGUCAUUUAUUUUAUUUAAAAAACCUGCAAAAGGCUCAAGAGGAAAACCAAUCAGAACACCAAUCUUGUCCUGUCUGUUCUCAAGAUCUUGUCAGUGCUUGGUAUGUUUUGCCAUGUGGACAUUGUUUCUGUAUCAGCUGCAUUGAUACACUCAAGUAUCAGAGACGUUCAAUGAGUUAUUUGGAACCAACUGAAGCAAGACGGAAAUCAGUUAGAGAUAAUAUUCGCUGUCCAGUUUGCAGAUCUGUUGCAAAUGUUUUAAACGUUUAUUUUAUUAAUAAUAGUGUGGAUAAAAGUGAUACAAAGAUUGAAGGUAAUACAUCAACUAAAACUAUUGCUAUUAUCAAAUGUUUACUGAACGUUUGGAAAGAGGAACCUUCUGCAAAAUGCCUUAUUUUUUCUUCAUUCUCAGAAUAUGUCAAACUUUUAGGAGAGGCUUUAAAUAUAAAUAAAAUUCCAUUCUUCAGCAUAGAUAAACCAAAUCAGUAUGAGACCGUGUUAAAAGAAUUCAAAACAAGUCCGAACACAAAUGUAUUGCUGCUUGGCAUGCAUCAUGGUUUAUAUGGAGUCAACUUAAUUGAAGCUAAUCAUGUUCUCAUAGCUGAACCAUUUUUAGAUGUGUCUAAAUUUCGACAAGCUGUUGGACGUAUAUACAGAAUCGGACAAAAGAAGCCCACUUUCAUACACAAGUUUGUGACAAAAUUCACUAUAGAAGAAACAUUAAAUGCUAUUCAUGAAGCUGAUGAAACUGCAAAUUUUUCUAGUGCUGAUAAUACAGAUUUCAAAGCAGAUUCAUUAUCAACAGUUGAAGGUCUUAUUCAGCUUUUCCAGUCAUGAUGACUGAUAAAUUAUUAUAACAUUUAUGCAAAAAAUAUUGACUAUCUUCAAUACGACUCGAUCACCCACAAAGCGAUUGGCCCAGUGGUACUGCAUUUGUCUUGGAACUAAAAGGUCUGGAUCCGGGCUCAGCUGCUUUGAAAAAUCGAGGAAGUGAUAGUUGUAAAUUGUUGUCUAAUGAUUGACUAGCCAGAUGGAAAUUUCCUGGUCUUUUCCUACUCAAUGUACCAAGAGUGUUACCAACUAACCUUGAAAGGACUUCAAAGAAGCAGUUUUAGGGCCAUUCCACAAAAAAGUCAACCACUUGUCCCACAGGUAACUGUUCACAUAUUUCAUUAAAAAGUAAUGAUUUUAAAGGGUAAUGAUAAAAUUUUUUGCUUAAGAUAUCACACAAAAGUUUGCAAUUCGUUAGGCAGAAAAAUUUUGUUCAUUAAUAUUUUUAAGUAUCAUUUUAAUAACACAUGAGGCAUUACGUAAAGGACAAAAUGACUGCUUUCCGUGGAAUGGCCCUUUAGCAGAUUUUCCCCCAGGUGCUCUGUAACAAAAUGAACUAAUGCGCUAUUGAACAGUACAUCCAGGCCCAACAUUUGGGGAGAGGGUCAGUUAAUUGUUCCUUCCUUGACUUUGAAAAAUUAAUGUUUUUACUUUUUUUUCUUUUCAAGAAAUUUUGCAUUGAGUAUAUAACUCUUUGCCCAGAAGAACUCAAAACGAUGGGCAAGAGUGUAUCCAUCAAGCUUCUUGAACUGUAUAUCUUUUUUUACUGCUCAUACUUUUGAAAAACGGGCUCUGUAACCUUUUAUUUGUUUUGCUAAAGAGCCUAAAUGUGCUGUACAUUUCUCCAACAACUCCUUACUUUUUAGUAUGAAGCCGUAGGAGUGCCAUGUAUCACAAGAGAAUCAAUGAGUUCUUCCCAUGAUAGACAAAGUUUAUGUAAUAAUUUUUUGUUAUGCAGAGCACCUUGAGGGAAACCUGUUUUCCAGCAAGACUUCUACAGGUGUCUGCAUAUUGACACAUUAUCAAAUCAUUUCAUUAAAAAUGUACAUAAUGUCAACAAAUGUAGAAACAAUGGUUUGGAUUUUACAUCUGUAAGAAAUAAAAUUGAUUUAAGUAAAUAACAUUUUAACCCCAUUUUGAAUGUAAAUCACAUAAAGACAAAAUUAAUUGUAAUAUAUCUUGAUUUACUGUAGUUUUUU
Uloborus diversus is the source of this 5433-nucleotide messenger RNA. Its product is annotated as E3 ubiquitin-protein ligase SHPRH-like. Gene Ontology annotation, molecular function: ATP binding; ATP-dependent chromatin remodeler activity; ubiquitin protein ligase activity. Bases 23 to 4240 code for a protein of 1405 amino acids. Lineage: Eukaryota; Metazoa; Arthropoda; Arachnida; Araneae; Uloboridae. The record is from RefSeq and is a predicted model, not a curated record. Gene Ontology annotation, biological process: protein polyubiquitination; DNA damage response. The transcript has 24 exons. Gene Ontology annotation, cellular component: nucleus.